CAACAGGACUUCCACCUACCACAUGGGAGAAGCUGGAAGAAGCCCAGAACAAAGGAUGGCUCCCACUUUAAUCAGUUUUAUAAAUUCAGAAAACAAAUAGGAUUCCCACCUCCCCCUGUCGAAAGAAGACAGUUCUGGUGGGCCAAAUCCAAAGGGAAUAACGAAGAAACCAUUUAAAUACAUGGAGUGUGGAAAGAGAGAGGAAAAACAAUUUGAAAGUAUGGAGUGUGGAAAGAACUCCAGUCACAGUGGAGACCUUAAAACCCAUCAACGAACCCACACUGGGGAGAAACCAUUUAAAUGCAUGGAGUGUGGAACGUGCUUCAGUAGGAGUGACAGCCUUAGAAUUCAUAAACGGAUUCACACAGGAGAGAAACCAUUUAAAUGCAUGGAGUGUGGAAAGAGCUUCACUGAUAGUGGACACCUUAGAAUACAUCAACGGACUCACACAGGAGAGAAACCAUUUAAAUGCAUGGAGUGUGGAAAGAGCUUCAGUCAGAGUGGAGGCUUUAUAAUUCAUCAACGGACUCACACAGGAGAGAAACCCUUUAAAUGUAUUGAAUGUGGAAAGCGCUUCAGUAACAGUGGACAUCUUAGAAUUCAUCAACAGAGUCACACGGGGGAGAAACCAUCUAAAUGCAUGGAGUGUGGAAAGAGCUUCAAUAAGAGUGGGCACCUUAGAAUUCAUCAACGGAUUCACACGGGGGAGAAACCAUUUAAAUGCAUGGAGUGUGGAAAGAGCUUCUGUCAGAGUGGACAGCUUAGAAUUCAUCAACGGAUUCACACGGGGGAGAAACCAUCUAAAUGCAUGGAGUGUGGAAAGAGUUUCAGUCACAGUGGACACCUUAGAAUACAUCAACGGACUCACACAGGAGAGAAACCAUUUAAAUGCAUGGAGUGUGGAAAGAGCUUCAGUCACAGUGGAAGCCUUAGAAAUCAUAAACGGACUCACACGGGGGAGAAACCAUUUAAAUGCAUGGAAUGUGGAAUGUGCUUCAGUCACAGUGGACACCUUAGAAUACAUCAACGGACUCACACGGGGGAGAAACCAUUUAAAUGCAUGGAAUGUGGAAAGAGCUUCACUGAUAGUGGAGCAUUUAGAAGACAUGAACGAAUUCACACGGGGGAGAAACCAUUUAAAUGCAUGGAGUGUGGAAAGAGCUUCAGUCUCAGUGGAAACCUUAGAAUUCAUCAACAGACUCACACGGGGGAGAAACAAUUUAAAUGCAUGGAGUGUGGAAAGAGCUUCAGUCAGAGUGGAAGUCUUAGAAUCCAUCAACGGACACACACAGGAGAGAAACCAUUUAAAUGCAUGGAGUGCGGAAUGUGCUUCAGGAUCAGGGCUUACCUUAGAAAACAUCAACGAACCCACACUGGAGGUAAACCAUUUAAAUGCAUGGAAUGUGGAAAGAGCUUCAGUCAGAGUGGACACCUUAGAAUUCAUCAACGGACUCACACGGGGGAGAAACCAUUUAAAUGCAUGGAGUGUGGAAAGAGCUUCACCGUCAAUGGACACCUUAGAAGUCAUCAACGGGCUCACACGGGGGAGAAACCAUUUAAAUGUAUUGAAUGUGGAAAGAGCUUCAUUCACAGUGGAAGCCUUAAAAUUCAUCAACGGAUUCACACAGGAGAGAAACCAUUUAAAUGCACGGAGUGUGGAACAUGCUUCAGUCACAGUAGAAGCCUUAGAAUUCAUCAACUGACUCACACAGGGGAGAAACCAUUUAAAUGCAUGGAAUGUGGAAAGAACUUCACUGAUAAUGGAAACCUUAGAAUUCAUCAACGGACUCACACAGGAGAGAAACCAUUUAAAUGUAUUGAAUGUGGAAAGAGCUUCAUUCACAGUGGAAGCCUUAGAAUUCAUCAAGGGAGUCACACGGGGGAGAAACCAUUUAAAUGUAUGGAGUGUGGAAAGAGCUUCAGUCAGAGUGGAAACCUUAGAAACCAUCAACGGACUCACACAGGAGAGAAACCAUUUAAAUGCAUGGAGUGUGGAAAGAAUUUCAGUCAGAGUGGAAACCUUGGAAACCAUCAACGGACUCACACUGGGGGCAUUUCAUUUAAGUGGAUGGAAUGUGGAAAGAGCUUCACUGAUAGAGGAACAUUUAUGAAACAUCAACGGACUCACACUGGAGAGAAACCAUCUAAAUGUAUUGAAUGUGGAAUGAGCUUCAUUCACAGUGGAAGCCUUAGAAUUCAUCAACGGAGUCACACGGGGGAGAAACCAUUUAAAUGUAUGGAGUGUGGAAAGAGCUUCAGUCAGAGUGGAAACCUUAGAAACCAUCAACGGACUCACACAGGAGAGAAACCAUUUAAAUGCAUGGAGUGUGGAAAGAGCUUCAGUCAGAGUGGACACCUUAGAAUUCAUCAGCUGACUCACACAGGAGAGAAACCAUUUAAAUGUAUUGAAUGUGGAAAGAGCUUCAUUCACAGUGGAGCACUUAGAAUUCAUCAAUGGACUCACACAGGAGAGAAACCAUUUAAAUGUAUUGAAUGUGGAAAGAGCUUCAAUCACAGUGGAGCACUUAGAAUUCAUCAAUGGACUCACACAGGAGAGAAACCAUUUAAAUCUAUUGUAUCUGGAAAGAGCUUCAGUCAGAGUGGAAACCUUAGAAACCAUCACUGGACUCACACAGGAGAGAAACCAUUUAAAUGCAUGGAGUGUGGAAAGAGCUUCAGUCAGAGUGGAUACCUUAGAAUUCAUCAGCGGACUCACACAGGAGAGAAACCAUUUAAAUGUAUUGAAUGUGGAAAGAGCUUCAUUCACAGUGGAAAGCUUAGAAUUCAUCAACGGACUCACACGGGGGAGAAUCCAUUUAAAUGCAUGGAGGGUGGAAAGAACUUCAGUCAGAGUGGAGACCUUAGAAAACAUCAAUGAACCCACACUGGGAGUAUCCCAUUUAAAUGCAUGCUGUGUGGAACGUGCUUCACUCAAAGUGGAAGCCUUAGCAUUCAUCAACACACUCACACGGGAGAGAAUCCAUUUAAAUGCAUGGAGUGUGGAACGUGCUUCAGUCAAAGUGGAAGCCUUUGAAUUCAUCAACGGACUCACACGGGGGAGAAACCAUUUAAAUGCAUGGAGUGUGGAAAGACCUUCUGUCGGAGUGGACUUCUUACAAAUCAUCAACAAACUCAUACAGGGAAGGAAACCAUAAGUGCUAGGGAAGUAUAAUAUAAUAUUUAAUGUAUUGUUAGAUAGGGAGGGGGAGUGUGUAAGUCCGAAGUGUUGCUUCUUAAUGCGGAGUGAGUUGCUUUUGGUGUUUGGUGGACGGAGUUGGAAAUGUUUAUAACUGGGAAUGGAGAGUUGCACAAAGUGGAGCUGAGAUUGGUGGUGUUGCUUUGGAAGCAGAGUUGGUUACAUAAAUAUUAUAGGAACAGCAUCAUAGCUCCAACUUUUAUAAUUGCAAUAAUGGAAUCAUGACACAGAAAGACUGAAAGCACCUACCGGUACUAUAUGCCCAAGUUAAUCUUGAAACCCUCACCUUUUCUUUUGAUUCAUAGAUAUACUAGCUGGCCCUGCCACGCGUUGCAGUGGCUAAUCCCUGUGACUGCCCCUACCCUCUCCCGAUCCAUGACCUAUUCUGUUCCUUGCCCCCCCCCCCGGCCCAUCCCUGUGAAUCCCCCAACUGCCCCGUAACCCCCACCCAGGCGAGUCAGUACCUCCAUUCGGCCUAGUCUGUAAAGGCUAUUCUGUCCGCCCCCCCCCCGGCUCAUCCCUGUGAAUCCCCCAACUCUGUCCCGACCUACAUCCCAUUGUUGGCCAAACACCAUGGGAGACGCCAGGGCCUCGUGCCCUCCCCGGCCAGCCUGCCAGGUGUCUCGACCCUCCGGUGCAGCCAGCUGGUAUCGAUCUAGACCCUGGGGGCCUAGACUCGCUGUAGCAGAGUCCAUGUAGCGUAAACAUCCACAGAGAGAGAGAGACGUAUUAGCAUAUUUACAAGCUUUAUUCAGCAUAUCUCAGGAGAGAGCAAACAUGUUUCCUCUUUCUUCAUCAGCACAGCAGAAAGAAAGCAAUAGCAAUAUACAACGGAAGUGGACAGACAUGUGACAUACAAUAGUUACAUGCCUUUACCUUAAGGUGGAGCUGAAUCCCAACACCCGUCCCCUCCUCCCCCCAACCCCCACCCAGGUAUGAUAAAAGAGAGUCAGAAAAGCCACUGUCUUUCCCUCCAGAACUGAGAAACAGGAUCUUGGAAUCCCCAGAUCUAAAUCACCUUGUGGAGGAUACAAUGAAACAAUGGAAAGAUGCUCUGUUAUAUAGAAAACCGAUUCAGAAAGAUAAAUUUCCAGGGGAGGAACAAUUUCACAGGAGGAAUGGGGACACAUAUUUCAUGGGUGUUGAACCGUCAGUUCUGCAGACUUUGAGACCCCAAUCAAUGGCGUAACUCUGGAUGCCUAGUAAUUCAGAAAUCUCCAGAGAGGUUAAUUGAACAUGAGUUCAAAUACUUUCAUGUGGCAAGCAAGGCAAUAAUACACAAAUGUCACUCUGGAUCCAGACACAGCCUAUCCCUGGCUCAUCCUGUCCAAGGAUCGGAA
Messenger RNA from Zootoca vivipara (common lizard), 4536 nucleotides. Lineage: Eukaryota; Metazoa; Chordata; Lepidosauria; Squamata; Lacertidae. The record is from RefSeq and is a predicted model, not a curated record.